Molecule: messenger RNA, 4622 nt
Organism: Trachemys scripta elegans
Lineage: Eukaryota; Metazoa; Chordata; Testudines; Emydidae
Product: protein ZNF783-like
Exons: 6
Coding region: 2109-2480 (123 amino acids)
Biological process (GO): regulation of DNA-templated transcription
Source: RefSeq, a predicted model, not a curated record
AGACUGCGGGUUUUUCUCCUCUUUCCAGCCUUAGCCUUUGGGGGGGCUGCAAACAGCUUGCCUGGCAGUUGUACAGAUUUGGUUCUGGGGGGUGUAGGGGCCUCUACAUCCGGGCUGUGCAAACGGAGGAAAUAUCCGCUCUGUGCUGAGAGCUGUUCCAAAGAGGCCCGGCUCCAGGGGCAGAGAGUUAACAUGCAGCAUUGUGCAGGCUACACAGAGCAGAGUCCUCCAUUUUAUUCCCCCACAGAGAAACUUUUCAUAUUUAGCUCAUUUUCCUGUCCAUGAUCCUCACUGGGAGGUUAUGCCCAAAUAAAUCAGUUAGUCUUUAAGGUGUCACCAGACUCCUUGUUGUUUUUGUAGAUACAGACUAACACGGCUACCCCCUGAUACGGGGAGAGUGGUUCCUGCCCCUGCUCUUCCCCCUCUGAUCUCUGGGGAGGAGUGCCAGUUAAAUGGAAAAUGAGACAAAUGGAGUUUAGGAAAAGAAGCAUCCCUGUUAGGGUGACCAGACAGCAAGUGUGAAAAAUCGGGAUGGGGGUGGGGGGUAAUAGGAGCCUAUAUAAGAAAAAGACCCCAAAAUCGGGACUGUCCCUGUAAAAUCAGGACAUCUGGUCACCCGAGUCCCUGUAGCUGCUUUGUUCCUGAGGAGGCCGGGCCCUGCAGAGAGAGUGAGCGGGGUUCUAAUUGCAGGUGGGCUAACGAAUUCAAUCAGCACAGGAGCCGUCACACACUGUAGGGCAGGGUAUAGGUUCAUAGAGUCCAAGGCCAGAAGGGACCAUUGUGAUCAUCUAAGUCUGACCCCCAUAUAGCCAGAGAACUGCCCAAAGUAAUUCCUAGAGCAGAGUUUUAGAAAAACAUCCUACGCCCCUAGGCUCCUCCGUCUAUGCCAGCAAUGGCUCCGUCUGCAAGGCCUGCCUUUCUCGGGGGGAGGGCCCCGACUAAUCCGCAGCCCUUGCCAGCUGCUGUCCUGUUGCAGCUGGUUUAUUUGUGAAGUUGCAAGUGUAGAUUUUGUCCACAAGGGGGCAAGCCUAGGGGCGGAGCGGUCUCUAUGCUCUCUGGGCAGUACAGUGCACGUACACAGCAGUGAGCAUCAGGUGCUCUCCUUGGCCUGUGCAGUUAGGGUGACCAGAUAGCAAGUAUGGACAAUCGGGACAGGGGCGGGGGGCAAUAAGUGCCUAAGACAAAGCCCCAAAUAUGGGGACUGUCCCUAUAAAUUCAGGACAUCUGAUCACCUAGGUGCAGUGUGCAAUGAACACGUGGCCGGUGCCCCUCUCCCCUCGGCUGGUGCAGUGAGCACAGGGAUUGCUUCCCCUCCACCUGGGGCAGUGCGUUGUUUCCGUCUGUUUUAACCACUGCAGAGAAAGGAGACUUGAGACAGGCGGGUGAGGAAAGGCGCCAAGCUAGGGAGGGUGGAGGAGCCUGGGGGACCAGAGCCCAGCGGGCGAGCUAAGGGGAAGGGAUGACUGUGGAGAAGAGAAGCGGCAAGAUGGACAUUAAAGCAGGGAGAGGGAUACGGGCGAGACAAAGGAUGAGACGAGAGAGAUGCUGCCUUGCGGAGGCGGAGAGAAAGGCCAGCAGCGGGAGGAGAUGGACUCACAAGGAGGAAACAGACCAGCUCAGGAACAGAAAAAGGAGAGAGAAAGCUGGGAAGGGGAGAAAGCAAAACCUUCCCAUCUAGGCUGGGGAAUUGUGUGUCAUUUCUCGAUGCUCCGGGAGGUGAGCAGAGGCUUCUCUGGCCCCACUCUUGAGAUCUGGACACAGGAUUGUUACCCUGGCCUCCCCCCUCCCCCAGCCAUUCUCUCCGUUACGUUUUCCCAGCAGUUUAACUACCAAAUCCAGAUUGGCCCAAUACUGAUGUACAAUAAGCCCUGCAUGGUGUAUAGCUCUUCAAUCUGAAUCUGACGCUAAGCCUCCCGCUGGCCUCUCCUGGGACACUCCUGCGCUACUCACACCCCAUCUCCUGUGCGUCUGUCACCACUAGAGCAGCAGCUGCUCUGGGAAGGAGGGCCUAGAGCAGCAGGAAGCCUGUGGCAGUCCCAGCAGGAGGCCUGGAUUCCCCACCAGCUGCUGAACCUGGGAGCAAACAUCCGUGUCCCGUGGGAUGGGGAAUGGCUGGCGGGGGCUCCGCUCAGGCUCCAGUCACGUUUGACGACGUCACUGUGUAUUUCUCCGCGGAGGAGUGGGAGGAGCUCGCGGAAUGGCAGAAGGAGCUGUACAAGGACGUGAUGAGGGACAACUACGAGGCUGUGAUCUCACUGGGCAGUGCUGUUGCCAAACCUGACAUCAUCUCCCAGCUGGAGCAAGGGGAAGAGCCGUGUAUCAGCGCUCACCAGGACUCCAGGGACAGACGCACCUCCGCAAGGGUCUUCACCGCUAGAGCCUUCCGUAGGACAUCUGCCUUUCUGCACAGUCAGCCCUCCCAGAAAGGAACAGCUAAUUCAGAGCCCUUUCAGAUCCAUCAUCUGCUGACACAGCUCUGAAUACGGCCUUCCCAUCCUCACCAUGCGGGCUCUCUUCUGCACCCCCAUCGUCUGAUCCCUCCUCCCACAAAGUGGACCUCUCUCCAUCUCCUGUGCAUUCCACCAGCCCGUGGAUUUGGGAGGCAUACCUAGGGCACACAGACCAGGGAGAGAACAGCAUGGGCAUUGCCGAAUGCAUAGAGAGGCCCAGCAGUAGGUCUCCAUGUGCACUCAGUGGGGCAAUCCAUGGCCAAGUGGAGAGUGAGGAGAAAGCACCAGACAGAGUGUUUUGCUCACCUCCAGCCUCACCUGGCCUACAUCCACCUUCUGAGCAGAUCUACCUACCUGGGCAAGUCCAGAUGCCUGAAUGUGCUUCUCACACACAUCGAGGCUCUGAGAAUAACACACCUGUGUUCAGAGCACAGAGAACUGAGCAGAAACCUGCCUCUGCGAACAGUCUGGAGCAGGAAUUGGGCAGCAUCAUCCAGGAGAUGCGGACGGCGAGAAUCCACCUGGCUAGCAUAGCUGGCUCACUGCUGGCUUUGUCCUCGGCGCUCCUGCCAGCUCCUGUGGAUGGCACAGGUCACUGGAGAUGAUCUCGGAGCAGCAUACGCUCAUAGAAACUUCUGCAUUCUCACACUCAAAGCUGUGGGAGAGAGAAACAACCGCUCCCUUCUUUCUUUUCUCUCAAAGCCUGUGCUCUGUUACUAAUACUUAAUGUCUUUAUUUUAAAAAAAUGCAUAAUGUAUUUUUUCAUUUAAAAAGUAUUUAUGCCUUAACACUUUAUUUCUCUGUUUACUAAACUUUAUUUAAAAGGCCCUAAAUGUUUAAAAAGCCGAUUUUCUUCUGAAAAAUGUUAUUUCUAACCCUACAUUUUUUUAAAUGGCUGUAAACAUGAAAACAAACAAAACCCCACAAGCAGCAGUAAUGUGCCCAAUGAAAAAAAAAAAAUCCAAAAUGGCCACGCUGCCAAAAACUUACACGCUCAAAAAGGAGAUCAGAGUGGGCCAUAAACUAACAAUGGGGCCUGGAAACUGGUCAAAACGUAUAUGGUGAUGAAAGGUGUAGAGCCCUUUACCUUUGUUCUCUUCUUGUCUUGCCAGAUGGCAAAUGUGGAAUCAAGGAUGCCCAUCUCAGUGUACAACAUUCUAUUUCACACCACAGUCAGUACAACCACCAUGAUGUACUCUAAAGUAACAGUUAAACUUGGCAGUCGUCUUUAUAUUAUUUACUCCUGGGGAAUUCUGUGAUACUGUGCAUGUGUAUAAUUAGUGAGCCAUGCAUAUUUUUAUUUUUUUGUGCAGAAAAAAGCUUCUGCCAAAAUGUUAGUGCAGUUCCACCUUUUGCCCACCAGAGGGUGCUGUGGUCAUAGAACACAGCAGCAGCUCCUGGCCAGCUAGGGAAGAGAAAGAGCCUGCCUUCUUAAUAGCACCUGCCAGACCAGGUCAGGAAACAGGGGCUAUGGGGAAACAGACAGCAUAAGGUGUCUGUGUGGGGGGAGAAGAGGGUCAGACAGGGGCUCAUAAGAGCUAGUGGGGGAGGACAGACUGGGGCAGAGACUGAAUGUAGUGCCCCUUCCCUCGUGCCACCCCUUCCAAUAUAUGGUCAUGUUCCCUUCUGGGGGGUCUUGGGUCAGGAAGACCACCUCUUCUGUACUUGAUGGGAGGGGUAAGGAGCGGUGUUACUUUUGGCUAUCCUCACUUUCUUGCUGACUCCAUGUCUCUUCCUUACACCUUUCCCUCCACUCCAGCUGCUUCAUUACCAUAGCAACCCCUUGCUUGAUUAGGUCCCCUUAUCUUCUCUUGUUACUGAAAGGCAAGGCUAGCAGCUCCGCGGGCAGUGUGUGUAAGUGAAAGCACAAGGCUGCACACACGUUCUCCUGCUUGCUUAUUGAGCUUGUUUAAAUUAAAAGCAAGGCCCGAAGCAAGGUUAUUAUUGUUUAGUUUUUACCCUAUUUACUUCGCAUUUUCCUAACAGCGGUCAGCCAGGCUUUAAAGGAAUUAUUACUCAGUUCUGUACUAAUAUGCCUAGUAAGGAAGCUAUUUGUUAAAAUACAGUUGCUGAAUCUUUUUUGUUACAGACAUACUUGCUGACAGGUAUUUUGAAAUAAAUGAUCAAAAAUAAUUGAAACUGUUGUGAUUAUAGUGGGGUAUUUUGACAAAU